Molecule: messenger RNA, 1221 nt
Organism: Alosa alosa (allis shad)
Lineage: Eukaryota; Metazoa; Chordata; Actinopteri; Clupeiformes; Clupeidae
Exons: 9
Coding region: 1-1221 (406 amino acids)
Source: RefSeq, a predicted model, not a curated record
AUGGCUACUGUGCAGUUAAUGAAGGUCUUGGAAUUGAUUGAUUUUAAUUGGUUUAAUGAACUAGAUCAAGCUGCCACCAAGAUUCACAGGAAUGUGGAGGACGCCACUGAAGUCUCUGCCGUGCUAACUGACAUUCCAGAUGGGGUGGAUAAUGCUAUGAAUCUGGAAGCUGAGCAGAAAGCAGAGAGGGACCGUGAGGUGGAGGCCGUCCUCUCUGAUGUUUUAGCCAAAGUUGAUUGUGUCUCAAAGCAACAAAGAGCAAGAGAGGAGGGAACAGCUGAAGCGAUUUCUGUUCUUGAUGACCUCCUGGAUGGCGUAGCCUCUGCUUUGAAGCUAAAAGAAGAAAAGCAGGAAGUGAUAUCCAAAAUAAAGACUAUCCUGAACAACAUUCUUGAAGACGUGGACUCUAAUCUGAAUUUGACCACAACACUGAAAGGAGAAGAGAAGGAGGGCACGUCUGUGGCGAAGGCUGUGCUUACUGAUCUCUUGGACAACGUAGACUCUGCUCUGAAGCGGGACAAAGCUGCCACUGAGAUGGCCCACAUAGAGCCUAAGGGUAUUCUGGAUAUGGUGGACACUGACCUGAAUCUGAUCAAAGAACUGGACGUGGUUAGAAAGGAGGAAAAGGAGAAAACUGAGGCUAUGCACUUGGAUGGAGGUGAAGCAGCACAUAACAUCAAGCCGGACAUGCAACUUCUUGAGGGUCUGCCACUGGCUCAAGCUGGGCACCUGAGUGUGGGAGAAGCUGCCGCCAAAGACAAGAUGGAGGAAAAAGAAGCACAGGAAGAUGAGGAGAGUGUUUUACCAGCUGAACACAAACACAAACACAAGACGAGGAGAGGAAAGCGAGGCAGGGGAGCCAAGAGAGGAGCGAAAGCUAAAGAGACCAGGGAGAGUGACCACCCAGGCGGUCAAGACGUAGACAACGAGAAAAGGAAGGAGCCCGAGAGGCAGGGCGACCGAGCAGGAAACAACGUGCUGGGGAAAGACCAAUGGAGACCCGCUGCUGUGGACAGGCAGUGGAGGGGACAGAGGUUUGGGCCCAGUGGACACAGAAAACAAUCCAGCCAUCAGCCUGUCCGAGAGGACAAGAAGGGAGAGAGGGUGGAGAGGCAAAGAAAACCACCAACUGAGAGAGGACAGAGGCGCGGACAGGAGGUGACCACCCCAGCACAGAGGCGGGAACAAACAGCCCCAGGACAUGGGAAGGAACCCGAUUGA